Messenger RNA from Hibiscus syriacus, 1006 nucleotides. RefSeq names its product polyadenylate-binding protein 1-like. NCBI's taxonomy places the organism in Eukaryota, Viridiplantae, Streptophyta, Magnoliopsida, Malvales, Malvaceae. The record is from RefSeq and is a predicted model, not a curated record. The coding region runs from base 103 to 795 and encodes 230 amino acids. The transcript has 6 exons. Gene Ontology annotation, molecular function: RNA binding.
CAGAGGCCGCCGAAUCUCAGCCUCACCGUUUGUUUUCUUUCAUUCCAUUUAAUUCUAUUCGAAACCCUAAUUUGAUAAAUUUCACUCUCAUCUCUCAAUAGAAUGAGGCAACUCGAUGAGCGGGAGCACGAGGUGUACGGAGGGGAGAUUCCCGAUGAGGAAGGAGAGAUGGACUUUGGCGUGGAUAUGUCUGGUGGAGCCGAAGAUUACCGAGGCAAUGACCGUGAUCUUCAACGUGAUCCUAAUUCCAACUCCAAGGAUUUGGAGGACGUGAAAAAGAGACUUACGGAGAUCGAGGGUGAGGCUGGAGCUUUACGUGAAAUGCAAGCUAAAGUCGAGAAGGAUAUGGGCGCCGUCCCAGAUUCAGCAGGUGCUUCUGCCACCCAAACCGAAAAGGAGGAAGCUGAUUCCCGCUCGAUUUAUGUUGGUAAUGUAGACUACACAUGUACACCAGAGGAAGUUCAACAGCAUUUCCAAUCCUGCGGAACGGUUAACAGAGCGACAAUUUUGACUGACAAGUUUGGUCAACCUAAAGGAUUUGCCUAUGUUGAAUUUGUUGAAACUGAUGCUGUUCAAAAUGCCUUGCUUUUAAAUGAAUCGGAAUUGCAUGGUCGUCAAUUGAAGGUCUCUGCAAAACGAACAAAUGUUCCUGGAAUGAAACAGUACCGAGGAAGGCAACCCAACCCAUACUUCCGCUUCCGAAGGCCUUUUAUUCCGGGUCCUGUUUUCUAUCCUCCAUAUAGCUAUGGGAGGGUUCCAAGGUUCAGGAAGCCAACCAGAUACAGGCCAUAUUAGGAUGGAUCUCACGUUGUCAAAAGAAGCAGAUUUUGGGAAGGCCGUUACUAAUGGUUUAUCAUUAUUUUAUAACGUAUAAUGAUUAUUUUAUAUUAUUUUAGUGAAUUUGAAUUAUUACUUUAAAAUUUUUAAAGUGUUAGUGACUAAAAUACGCAAUUAGUUGUAGGUGGAAUUUUCAUUAAACCUCGUAGGGUCAGUGUAUUUUUCCCUA